This is a messenger RNA of Danaus plexippus (monarch butterfly), 1609 nucleotides long. RefSeq lists its product as uncharacterized. Lineage: Eukaryota; Metazoa; Arthropoda; Insecta; Lepidoptera; Nymphalidae. The record is from RefSeq and is a predicted model, not a curated record. Bases 400 to 1113 code for a protein of 237 amino acids. The transcript has 5 exons.
AAAUCAAUUAUUAUAUUAAAAACAAAACUUAAAUAAUUUUUUUUAAAAGUAAUUAUUUUCGUCAAAGAUUCUAAUCACUGUGAGUUGAUAAAUUCAUGGUAUAAGUAUAGUAGGUAAGUCCUAUUUUCAAUCUAAAGGAUAAACCCUUAACCACUGACAGAUUGAUAUUUUGACAGCCUGUAGAAGUCAAAACUCAAAAUUGUAAAAACUCAAAACUCAGAAUUUGGGUACCCUUCAAAUGUGUCUACUAUCUAGGUAGUAGGUACCUAUGCUAAACUGAAUAAAGUAUAGUAAUAAAUAUUAGUAUCAAUCAAGAAAACAUAAGUGAAAGUUAUGGUAUUUCAUAUGCAGCUAAGCUUUUUAUAAUUACUUAUGUAUUAAACACUUGAUUUUCAUAAAAUGAACAAGUCAGACCUUACAAUACCUAGUUCACCUUUAUCCUUAUAUGUUAAAAUAUAUUGCAAGAAACGAAAGGAAAAUAAGAGUAAGACAAACAAUAUCUUAGAAGAGGCAACAAAAUCAUGGCUAACUUUAAGUACAUAUGAGAAGCAGCAGUUCAUUACUAAAUAUGAACAGCUUAGAAGGGACAUAAAUAAGCAAUUUGCAGAACAAUUAAAGAAUGCAAUUCCAUAUUUAAAGAAAAAAGUUUUAGUUUCAAGAACUGGAGUUACAACUGAGAGCAAAGAACAGGAAGCCAAAGCAGAAAUUGACGAAAAUAAUAUAAAUAAUAUUGUAGACCAUUCAGCUGAAAAUGGUUUUGUACCAAACACUGAAGAAAACAUAGAUCAAUUAAGAAGCCCUGAAAAAACUAAUAAUGCUUUAGAGAUCGAAAUUCCAGAUCAAAGUAGCCAAGAGGGCAAUGAAAAUUAUAAAACUUCUUUAUCUGAACCGAUCCCCCCAAAGCUUAUAAAUGGUCAACAACUAUUUGAAUUGGUAAAUGAAAACGCUGAUCAUGAAUCAUGGACAAAUUUAACAAAAGUAGAAAAGAGGCGAUAUCAAAGUGCAGUUCUCGCAAUAAAAAAAAAUUACUUAAAAGAUUAUAUAAAAUAUUUAGAACAUUUGCCAUCAGAAAAACUAUAUAAACUUUACAAAAAUAAUAUACCACCUUUAUAAUGAAUGUUCAUGUCUAAAGUUUGUAACCAGAAUUACUUAAAAUUGGUAAUAAAAAGCCAGACACAUCUUCUCAAACAAACAUCACUUGUGGUGACAUUUACCUAUACAUAUUCUGUAAAGUAAUACACUUUUAAUAUAAAUAAUUCUUUUUUUUUUUUCACUUCCACCUAAGGAUAAAAUAAGAAACAAUAACAAGCUAACAAUCAAACUUUAUUGAGAUUAAUAAUUUAGAUGUGAUCACAAUAUCAUAUAGAGAAAAAUUGUUAAUACUAAUAUAGGUAAUGAGAACAGUCUAAACACUAGCAAUAAUACUUAUACUCUACUUUCCACAAAGAAUACCAAUGGCCAUUCCAGCGACAAAUGAUGCCAGAAACACAUGGGUUUCUGUAGCACGAUACUCAUCACCCGCUACAAAGUUGUUGUACCAAUGCUUUGCUUUUUUCUCCUUUUUCUUAAGUAGCUCUUCUGCCUUAUCAAUUUUACGGUCCACAAACCU